AUGUCAGACAAUAAAGGGUCGUUGGAUUGCCUUCCAAUCUAUUCAUUCCUCUUUUCGAAUAAAAAAGGCUCUAGCUUAUAUAACGCUUAUGACCGAAUAUAUAGCUUAUCUGAGAUUCAUGAAUGUAUUAAUGGUCAAAAACCUUUAAGAGUCGUGAUUGACAUAGAUGCUUCGCAAAAAGAUAUUGAAAUAACUGGUGUUAAAGUACAAGAAAAUAUUCUCAAUGGAUUAGUAAUUACUACAUCAUCGGAUCAUAGCAAGUGUAGCUACCAUAUUUUAUACGCACCAGCUCUUCUUAUUGAUCAUCACAAACUCAAAGCAUUUACUGAAUUAGUAUAUACUAUAACCAGUGAAAAAUUCAGCAAGUUUAUUGAUAGAAGAUUACCUGGUCAAAAUUUUAACUUUCGCCUAAUUGGUUCAGCAAAAAAAGGUCGUGUAAAGCGUAUUCUUCAAUUCUCACUAGAUAAUGGGUGGAAUAAAUUCGAUCACGCUAGAGUUCAACCACCUACUAGCUUAGGGCUUGAAGUAAGACCUCGAAUGCUUAGUACAGAAAAAAAUAAUAAUUCACUAAGAAUAUCUGUAUGUCAGGAUGUAUUACAGAAAUUCGCAAAUCUAGUUUUGCAAAAAUAUUCUAACUAUCUUAGGGAUUGGACUAUCAAAGAAAAGGGCUCAGAAAACUUCAUAUAUUUUAACCGGAAAGCUCUACUAGAAUGUCCACUAUGUAAACGUAUACAUGAUAAAGAUCAAAGUGAUGAACCAGGGGAUGUUUUUGAAUGUGACCCAUCUAUUGCAGAAAAAAUUCAGCGAAAAAAUAAAAAUUCUCUACAAUCCUCUCACAAGAUAAAAUAUCCAGGUUUCCCUAAGGUCUUCGUAAAAUUCCCAUCUUGGGUUAGGUAUAAUGACUUCCUUACAGCAACAGAAAUAUAUGAGGAGAGAUAUGUAAGACAAUUUCCCAAUGAAGGUGAUAUCUAUAUGGGGUCGCCUUGGGAAACGGGAAAAAUCUAUAUUUUUAAAAAUUUAGCUAUUUCUGAUGACGUAAAUUUACUAGUGCUAUUUACGCAUCACUCUUAUUCUAAUGCUAUUACUACAAGGCUUAAUCUUAAGUUAUAUUGCGAUAUUGAUAGUAAUAUAAAUCUACCUGAUCAUAAGAGGGUAGUAUGUCAGAUAGAGAGUUUACACCAUAUUACUAAUAAUUGUAAAUACGAUAAAAUUGCAAAUGCUCUCCAACCCAAUACAAUUUAUGGCUUGAUGAAAUAG
This is a messenger RNA of Funneliformis geosporum, 1257 nucleotides long. The record is from the annotation of a GenBank genome assembly. NCBI's taxonomy places the organism in Eukaryota, Fungi, Glomeromycota, Glomeromycetes, Glomerales, Glomeraceae.